UUAUUCCCAACGCCUAGUCUUAAUAAGCACGCCAAACUGCCGUUGAGAGCAGACCGCCUGUCUGCGUCUCCAAACAAACCCCAAUUCCCUACCUUCUCAAUAUUCCAUCUCUGAAACAAAACGAAGAAGACGACGAAGAAGAAGGAGAAGGUUCGAGAAGGCACAAACUGACUGCGAUUACAGAGGCAUAAACAAGAAGCGAUUUUCAAUUUUGGAAGAUCGACCUCUGUUUUCGUGUUGGUGGAAAAUGGAAGUGCCAAGCUCAUGGGACGCGCUUCGCAAACAGGCAAGGAAAAUUGAAGCUCAGUUGGAUGAGCUGAUGCAUUCUUAUCGUAAGUUUGUCUCUGCAAAGGGUACUGCAAAAUUUGACACUGCAGAGAAUGAUCUUGAAUCUGGGAUAGAUAGACUAUUAAAGCAACUGCAACAAGUAAAUUCGCAAAUGCAAGCAUGGGUAUCAUCAGGAGGAUCAGAAAUGGUUUCACAUACCUUGACUAGACAUCAAGAAAUUUUUCAAGAUCUCACUCAGGAGUUCUAUCGUCUCCGCUCCAGCUUUAGAGCUAAGCAAGAGCAUGCUUCACUCCUUGAGGAUUUUAGGGAGUUUGAUCGAACAAGAGUAGAUUUGGAAGAUGGUGUUGGCUCUGCAGAAAAUGCUCUCCUUAAAGAGCAUGCUGCUGUUAGUCGAAAUACAGGACAGAUGGAUACUGUAAUCUCUCAAGCUCAAGCAACACUCGGUACGCUUGUUCUUCAACGUUCAACUUUUGGUGGUAUUAAUUCAAAGCUCAGCAACAUUGGCAGCCGCCUUCCAUCGGUAAAUCACAUCCUUGCUGCUAUAAAGCGUAAAAAGUCCAUGGAUACCAUCAUUCUUUCUCUUGUCGCUUCCGUAUGCACAUUUUUAAUAUUUAUCUACUGGUUGACGAAGUGAGGAUAGGAGAGGAACAGGCAUUUGUGUUGGGAGUUCAUGUGCAUUCCAGGCUCUUGCAUGUUCCUUUAUUGGGUUUGAGUGUCAAUUUUAGUUUCGAAUUUUCAGCGGGGUUACAGCAUGGCACUGGCGUAAUAUGUAAGUGAUUGGAUAUAUUAAUACAUAAUUUUCUUUUCCAGAAAUAGUUUGUGUUUUUUUUGUCUUGAAUAAUAUCACAGUCCGUGGCGGGGCGUGCCCAGUCGAAAGAGAUGGAAGCAUAGUUGUAUGAAAUUUUGUGAAGGAAGCCAGCACAACACAGAAUGAGAAACCUUGUUAGAUAUGUUUUCCUUCACUUUACAAAGACAUUCCAUGAUUAUGGUUAGAACUCAAUUAGUAAGAGGAAGAAGGUUGAUGCCAUUGUUCCCAAUAUGUUUCCUCAUCAAUGUUCUCUUUUAAUCACUAAUCACAAAUCACUUGUCUA
Prunus persica (peach) is the source of this 1379-nucleotide messenger RNA. Its product is annotated as Golgi SNAP receptor complex member 1-1. Gene Ontology annotation, molecular function: SNAP receptor activity. The record is from RefSeq and is a predicted model, not a curated record. Gene Ontology annotation, cellular component: Golgi medial cisterna; Golgi membrane; SNARE complex. Lineage: Eukaryota; Viridiplantae; Streptophyta; Magnoliopsida; Rosales; Rosaceae. Bases 248 to 922 code for a protein of 224 amino acids. Gene Ontology annotation, biological process: vesicle fusion; endoplasmic reticulum to Golgi vesicle-mediated transport. The transcript has 6 exons.